UACUUCCACAUACCUGCCACUGGGAGGCCUGUUUAAAAACAGAGGAAAGUGAAAGUACUGAGCAGAAGCUCGUCAACAAGAGACAGAGAGUGAAGAGAAAGAGGAACAAACAUGUCUGCGUCCAAGUACCAAACUCUAGGGAAUGAACACAGCCUCAGGGUGGUGCUGGUGGGUCAGGAGAGAGUGGGCAAGAGUGCAGCAGGAAACACCAUCCUGGGCAAGGAGACGUUUGACUGUAGGUUCACCAUGACAACUCUGACACUGACAAGUCAGGAGGACAGUGCUAUGGUUCUGGGUCGCAGAGUGUCGGUGGUGGACACUCCUGGUCUCUUCAGUUCCCAGCUGUCUGAAGGUCAAGUGAAGGCUGAACUGGAGCGGGCCGUGGAGCUGAGCUCUCCAGGUCCUCACGUCUUCCUCCUCUGUGUCCAGCUGGGGAGGUUCACUGAGCAGGAGCGGGAGGGUCUGCAGAUGCUGGAGAAGAUUCUGUGUCCUGGUGUCUGUAAACACACCAUGAUCCUGUUUACCUAUGGAGACAGGCUGGAAGGCAUGGACAUUGAUGAGUUUGUCCAAGGAGACCAGAACCUGCUGAAGGUUCUAAAGAGGUGCAGCGGCCAGUACCAGGUGUUCAACAACAGGGAGGUGGAGAACAAGGAUCAGGUAGAAGAGCUGCUGAAGAAAGUAGAGCAAGUCUCCCAGGGGGGGCGCUAUUUCUACACAAAGAGUUCACGCCCGUUCAAUAACAAAACCUCCAGAGUCUUCAUCAUCCUAAUCUUGAUCUUCAUUGUUGUUCUCUUCAUUGUCCUUAUUGUUUAUCUCAUUUUGGAGAGAAAGUGAUUCUGUUUGUGACAUUUCCUCCCUGCUGUUCUGACUGUGCCUAACCCUGCAGUGGUGCCCCCCUGUGUCCAGUCCUAAUCAGACAUAAAAGUGUUAUUCAUCUUUUGACAGUCGGGAUGUCCAAUAAUAUCAGCUGAUUAAUAUUAUUGGCCUAAUAUUAGCAUAAUUAUGUAAUAUCUGUAAGAAUCUUUCACAGUUUUUCCUCUGAUAAUGAAAACCAAUAAUGCAAUGGCUGGACUGAAAAACAGCUGUAUGUGAAAGUGAAAGUCACUAGAUGAUCGGAAAUUAAGUGUUUGGACAACAUCGGUAUAUCGGAUAUUGGCAAAAAGUUAAUAUCGGACAUUCCUGUUCGACCGUGUUUCUGUUUGUUCUGUUCUUCAACCUAAAGGCAAAUAAAACUAUCUGAUAAAUCUA
Molecule: messenger RNA, 1248 nt
Organism: Cynoglossus semilaevis (tongue sole)
Lineage: Eukaryota; Metazoa; Chordata; Actinopteri; Pleuronectiformes; Cynoglossidae
Product: GTPase IMAP family member 7-like
Exons: 2
Coding region: 112-834 (240 amino acids)
Molecular function (GO): GTP binding
Source: RefSeq, a predicted model, not a curated record